AUGACCGUCCCGCAGGGCCCCGCUGGCCGGUCGGCGAAGCGCGGCAAACGACUUCGGUCGAUAGGUGACCACCCGAAGCUUCGGAGCGGGAGCCCUCUCUCAGAAUGGUCGAUUAACAGUAAAACGGCCGAGAUCGUUCGAUGGGAUUCGCAAAUUGCCGCAUAG
Molecule: messenger RNA, 165 nt
Organism: Puccinia triticina
Lineage: Eukaryota; Fungi; Basidiomycota; Pucciniomycetes; Pucciniales; Pucciniaceae
Exons: 3
Coding region: 1-165 (54 amino acids)
Source: RefSeq, a predicted model, not a curated record